GCCGCCUGGCCCCUCUGCGGGGUGGCCAAUCGGGCAGCGGCGGGGGCGGAGCUGGUUUGGGCUGUGCCAGUAGCUGCCUCGGGACGGGAGCGAAGCGGAGCCAUGACGCGCGGCAACCAGCGCGAACUGGCGCGGAACAAGAACAUGAAGAAGCAGGCCGACACUGGCAAGGGCAAGCGGCGCGACGACGGGCUCUCCGCCGCCGCCCGCAAGCAGCGAGACUCUGAAAUCAUGCAGCAAAAGCAGAAGGCAGCCAAGGAGAAGGAGGUGCCCCAGCCCCAGCCAAAGUAGGACCCGGCUGGGGAAAGCAAGAGUCCUAGGAGGCCUGCGCAGUGAGCACCCACUUCCCUGCCCUUCACUCACACUCCUGCUCUGCCCCCCCUGUUUGGAACCACCGUGGGCUUAUCAUGGCCGAUAUUGCGCCUCCUGCACCCCUGAGGCUGGCGAAGGGAGGAGCCCAGCCUGGGGCAGCCAUUGCUAGAAUCACUACACAUUAAAGUAGUUUUCCUAUU
Messenger RNA from Rhineura floridana, 512 nucleotides. RefSeq names its product small EDRK-rich factor 2 (gene SERF2). The transcript has 3 exons. Lineage: Eukaryota; Metazoa; Chordata; Lepidosauria; Squamata; Rhineuridae. The record is from RefSeq and is a predicted model, not a curated record. The coding region runs from base 103 to 291 and encodes 62 amino acids.